GUCCAGUCCAACUGACUAUUCGUGGUUUGGAGGAUGCCGUACCAAGUUGUGCCAGGCCUUGCGGUCAUUACGCUGGCGUUCACCGUGGCGGGCGCCGGCAUCGGGUUCGUCAACCGUUGGUAUGCCAAGGGAAACCAGAAGAAGCUGAUCUUGCGAGAUGACUGGGACCGGUUGCUCGAUGCACGUGACAAGAGACUGAAGGAUCGCGCAGCAUGGGAGGCAGAGCUAGAAAAGGAACGACUGCAGCAGCAAUAGCGAGGAUCACGUUUAACCCAGGCGUGCAUGCGACCAUGCUCACCAUCAAGAAGCGUGCGAGCUCAUCAAGACGUUAGACUCCGUCGCUAACAGGAUAUCAAGUGCUGCGUAACCUUUAAAAUCCACGCCGUCGUUCC
Molecule: messenger RNA, 392 nt
Organism: Aphanomyces invadans
Lineage: Eukaryota; Oomycota; Saprolegniomycetes; Saprolegniales; Verrucalvaceae
Exons: 1
Coding region: 34-255 (73 amino acids)
Source: RefSeq, a predicted model, not a curated record